Sapajus apella (tufted capuchin) is the source of this 2016-nucleotide messenger RNA. RefSeq names its product transmembrane protein 204 (gene TMEM204). The transcript is spliced from 3 exons. Bases 712 to 1470 code for a protein of 252 amino acids. The record is from RefSeq and is a predicted model, not a curated record. Lineage: Eukaryota; Metazoa; Chordata; Mammalia; Primates; Cebidae.
AUCAGGAAGCACAUCCUGUUGGUGUCUGGCUGCCGUGGCAGGGCCGCUAUUUGUUGCAGUUGGCUACGCCCUCCAGCUCACCAAAAACAGUCUCAAAAACAACCAUUUCCUCUCUGCUGAGAGCCAGGGAAGGCGAGCUCCGCGCACCCGGGCGUCCCUGCGGCAGGCACUCUGCUUUCCAGGACGGGCCAGCCGCGCUAGAGGCAUCUGCACAGGGGCCCAGGCCGCAGAGAGAAGCCGUGAACCCGCUGCACGCCAGUCACCCUGCCUGGAGCCUGGAGCCCACGGCGGGUCGGUGCUAAGGAGUGUGUCCCUGGCUCGACUCCCACCGGCCUCCCGAGUGACUCUGCUUUCCACUGCUGCAGGCGAGAAGAGGCACGUGCGGCACAGGCCGGCCUCCGCUUCUCGGGAAGACGGCGCACUCCCAGCCCUGGGUUCUCGCUGCUGCCCGCCCUCUCCUCCCUGGGAUGGGACCCGAAGCAAGUGGCUUCAGCACAGGCCUAGCCCUGCUCCAGGUGCAGGAAGGAGGAUAAGGCCGGGCCGUGAGGCGGCUCACCUGGACCAUCCCAUGGGCCUCUGCCCGCACCGCUCCGAGGAUGAGCGGUGAUGUCCUCUAGCUGCCCCUAGCAGUGUUGGCUCUCCCUGGACGUGUGGCAGUGGACUGGGACUUGGCUUUGUCCGGCCGGAUAAGUGGCGGCACCAGCAUCAGCGAUGACCGUGCAGAGACUAGUGGCCGCGGCCGUGCUGGUGGCCCUGGCCUCACUCAUCCUCAACAACGUGGCAGCCUUCACCUCCAACUGGGUGUGCCAGACACUAGAGGAUGGGCGCAGGCGCAGCGUGGGGCUGUGGCGGUCCUGCUGGCUGGUGGACAGGGCCCGGGGAGGGCCGAGCCCCGGGGCCAGGGCCGGCCAGGUGGAUGCACGUGACUGUGAAGCACUGGGCUGGGGCUCCGAGGCGGCCGGCUUCCAGGAGUCCAGAGGCACCGUCAAACGUAAGUCCACUUGUUUUCCUGUUGCCUUCAAUGUGGCUGAGGCUCGAGAGCACAAGGGAGACACCAGGCAUAGACUUGUGCAGUUUGACAUGAUGCGUGCCUGCAACCUGGUGGCCACGGCAGCGCUUGCUGCAGGCCAGCUCACCUUCAUCCUGGGGCUGGUGGGCCUGCCCCUGCUGUCGCCCGACGCCCCGUGCUGGGAGGAGGCCAUGGCCGCUGCGUUCCAACUGGCGAGUUUUGUCCUGGUCAUCGGGCUGGUGACUUUCUACAGAAUUGGCCCAUACACCAACCUGUCCUGGUCCUGCUACAUGAACAUCGGUGCCUGCCUUCUGGCUACGCUGGCGGCGGCCAUGCUCAUCUGGAACAUUCUCCACAAGAGGGAGGACUGCAUGGCACCCCGGGUGAUUGUCAUCAGCCGCUCCCUGACGGCGCGCUUUCGCCGUGGGCUGGACAAUGACUACGUGGAGUCGCCAUGCUGACUCGCCCUUGUCAGGACAUCAUGGACGUGCAUCUGCUAUCAUGGAACAGCCUAGAAACCAACGGACUCCAGCACCAAGUCACUUCCCCUGCUUGUGCAGAGGCACGGGAUGAGUCUGGGUGACCUCUGUGCCAUGCGUGCAAGACGGCUGUGCGUUUACCGUUAUGUCGAUCAUAUGUCUAUAUGUGCCACGGGCCACCCUCGUUCUGCCUCCAGCUUCCCUGGUUAGCACCAAGCGGCUCUGCAGCCACCUGCGUUUCAGGGUGGAGGCUGGAAGCUAAGACACAGGGAAGGUGGCGUGAGGCUGCCCUGCCCUCCGCUUUGCUUUGGGAUUAAUUUAUUCUGCAUCUGCUGAGAGGGGUGCCCCAGCCAUGUCUUAUACUUCGGUAAAGCAGAACAAGCAGGAAGGUUUUCUUGAAAUAGCCACAGUAUUCCUUGAGUGAGUCAUAACCUAUAGCUGGAUAGUGAUGGUUUCAGACAGAAUCAUCCUCCUGUUAUGCUCAAUCCUUUUCCUAAGUUAAAUAAAUGCAAGCCUCUUAAUUCUGUC